Caenorhabditis elegans is the source of this 5648-nucleotide messenger RNA. It is a transcript of the gene gcy-12, whose product is annotated as Receptor-type guanylate cyclase gcy-12. Bases 75 to 5114 code for a protein of 1679 amino acids. The record is from RefSeq and is marked reviewed. Gene Ontology annotation, cellular component: plasma membrane; cilium; perikaryon. The transcript is spliced from 16 exons. Gene Ontology annotation, molecular function: protein kinase activity; guanylate cyclase activity; phosphorus-oxygen lyase activity. Lineage: Eukaryota; Metazoa; Nematoda; Chromadorea; Rhabditida; Rhabditidae. Gene Ontology annotation, biological process: intracellular signal transduction; cyclic nucleotide biosynthetic process.
AUUCACAAAAAUUCCACGUGUCAUAUAUACGAGUGGAACAUUAUUGGAAAACAAAAAGUGAAAUGAGUUGAUGAAUGUGGCCGACAAGUGUCGAAGCGCUCCGGUUCUACCACACAUUUGCAUUCUCACCGGGACGACGGCGACGGCUCUUCGGAUUAUCGAUUGUUUUUGUGAUUGCCGCGUUAUGUGUGACGUCAUGCGAUGCAGAUGCAGUUCCAGCACCGUCUCCAGAAGCGGAACCAUCACUCGGUGCGGGAGCAAAUCCGUAUUUGUUGGACUCGUUGGUGAAAAGGCUUCCCAAAAAAGGCGACAAAAAGGAAAUCCUGAUCAGUUACCUGGCCGCUGUGCCCACACUAAUGGGAGAAAUUGAUCAAUACCUUCUCAAUUUAUCAGCUUCAAACUCUGCACAAAAUUCGUCUAAAGAUCGAGAAAGCUUCUCAAAAAAGCUCAAUCAAAUCGUGCACUGCCUGACAACUGAUGCUUACGUUUCUGUGGUUUCGGGAGCAUUAGUGGCGGCUAUUGUAGAGAUUAAUCAGGAUAAAGAUCUCAUUCCUGCUUAUCAGUUGAAAUAUGUCUUUGGAAAUACUUGUGGAAACGAUUCUCAUAGUACUCGCUUGUUCAUGGAGCACUGGCAAGCCGGAGCUCGCGUCUUCAUUGGUCCUGAAAAGAACUGCAAGACUGAAGCUGCGAUGGCUGCUUCACAGAACCUUCCAAUCAUCAGUUAUCGAUGCAAUGAUCAGGAUAUUUCUCGUGAUGACUACCACUAUCGAACAUUUGCACGUACUGUACCACCAGCUGGAGAGAUCUUCAAAGCCUUCAUGUCCUUGAUGAAACAAUACAACUGGCGGAAAUUUUCGGUUGUCUAUGAUGUUAAGAAGGGUCAAGUGAAGAACGAGCUUUUUGAAACAUUGAAGAGAAUGGUGGAGACUGAAAACAAAUUUGAAGAGCACAAGUUUGAAAUUAUGAAUGUUUCAAAACUCGAGUUCUCGAAAAUGGAUAUCAGUAGUCAACAGGACAUUCAAAGCAUUGAAAAUGCCAUAAAAUCGACGAUGCAGACAACGAGAAUAUACCUGACAUUCGACAACGUCCGACUCUUCCGUACAAUGUUAUCAAUUAUGGGAGAAAUGGGACUAACUCAACAGGAUUAUAUGCUCAUUUAUGUUGAUACCAACUACGACUGGCUUAACGUCUACCAUUCAAUGAAUAAUCAUUUUUUGAGAAAUACUAUGACAUACUUACAUCAUUCCUGGGAUGCUAACAAUUCAUCAGAUAGAAAAAUGCUCGAUUAUGCAAGAAGUGCUCUUUCGAUUAUUCCAACUCCAGUCAAAUUGAAUAGUCAAAGGUUUUACAAUUUUUGGAAGAAAGCCGGUGACUAUAUGCAUCAUUUUGGAGUCCAGAAAGCUGAUAAUUUGAAGGGAAAUAGAAUUGCGUGUUACCUCUACGAUGCAGUUUACUUGUAUGCGAAAGCCAUUCACGAGUUAGUCGAAGAAUAUGGUAAUGAUGAUUCUUACGAUCCGACGGCAGAUGGGAAGGCUAUUAUCGAUAGAAUUGUUAAUAAGAAAUAUCGAAGCAUCCAAGGAUUUGACAUGAGAAUUGACGAACGAGGAAACUCGAAAGGAAACUUCUCGCUUCUCAGUUGGCAAAAAGUGGCACCAAUCAUGAACAAGUCCGAUCCAUCGUAUUAUCCAUUGGACCAUGCUCUUGAUUUGACUGCUAUUUUCGUUGAAGCUCCUGAUAAGGAUAGACUACCAAAUCUGCAAUUCAAGUCCUCACGGAUUCAAUGGUUGAAAGGAGAACCACCACCGGAUGAACCUGUUUGUGGUUUCCAUGGCGAAAAUUGUCGGAAGAAGGGAAUCUUCAGUUAUCUCACAGUGGUCGUUAUGAUUCUCAUUGCAGUUUUCAGUCUUGUGCUCACUGGAUUUACUUUGAAUUACAUCCGAAGUCGCCGCUUCGAGAAAGAGUUGUCCAUGAUCUGGAAGAUUGAUCCAUAUGAAGUUCGCCGUGUUGUCGGAGGAGUGAACAAUGAAUCAACAGCAUCUCUAAUGCAAUCUGAUGUCAUGCAGUUUGCAAAAACAAAAACACCUUGGUGGAGUAAAGCGCCGGUUCAAGGAACAGGAAUGCGGGGACUUGCUUCAUACAAGGGAACACUCGUUGGGCUGAAAGAUUUGAUGUAUGGCCGGAAGCCGAAAGAUCUGACACGGGAAGCUAAGAAAGAGUUGCGAGCAAUGAGACAAUUAGCUCAUCCAAAUGUCAAUAACUUCCUUGGAAUUAUUGUAUGCCAAUAUUCAGUUACGGUUGUCAGAGAAUACUGCUCUAAAGGAUCACUUCACGAUAUUUUGAGAAACGAAAAUCUAAAGCUGGAUCACAUGUAUGUUGCCUCAUUCGUAGAUGAUCUUGUGAAAGGAAUGGUGUAUAUUCAUGACUCUGAACUGAAAAUGCAUGGAAAUCUUAAAUCCACCAACUGCCUCAUCACUUCCCGCUGGACACUUCAAAUCGCUGAUUUUGGAUUACGGGAGCUCCGAGAAGGAAUCAUGUACGAUAGUAGUUAUAACAUCUGGGAGAACUUCUUAUGGACAGCACCAGAAGCAAUGACUAUCAACGGGUCACUGGCAAUUUCAAAUCCGCCGACUCCAAAAGCUGAUGCCUACUCAUUCGGUAUUAUAUUCCAUGAGAUUUUUACUCGAGAAGGACCUUAUAAAAUCUAUGUUCAACGUGGAGAUGUCAAUGGAGAGGCUGCUCCUAAGAAGGAUAGUGUCGAGUGUCGAGCAUUGGUUGAAAAAACAGUCCGACGAGUAUACAGUGAUCCAUAUUUCCGUCCGGAUACUUCUGAUCUUGAGGUUCAAAAUUAUGUGAAAGAAGUUAUGGCGGCAUGUUGGCAUCAUGAUCCAUAUCAAAGACCUGAAUUCAAAACAAUCAAGAAUAAAUUGAAACCACUUUUCCAUCAAAUCUAUAAACAGAAUAUAAUGGAUCAUAUGGUAUUAAUGAUGGAGAAAUAUCAAACACAAUUAGAAGAUCUUGUUGACGAAAGAACUAUUGAAUUGAAAGAUGAACAACGGAGAAGUCAACAUUUAUUGCAAAGAAUGCUUCCGAGCUCAGUUGCUGAGCAACUACUUGCUGGACAAGACGUGAUUCCUGAAGCAUUUCCACCGGUUACUAUUUAUUUUUCGGAUAUUGUCGGGUUUACAACGAUCUCUGGAGAAUCGACUCCAAUGGAAGUUGUCACGUUCCUCAACAAGCUUUAUACACUUUUCGAUAGCAUAAUUCGACGAUACGAUGUAUACAAAGUGGAGACAAUUGGUGAUGCCUAUAUGGUUGUAUCAGGAGUCCCACAGUACAAGACAAUGGAAUACCAUGCGGAACAAAUUGCAAUGAUGGCGAUUCACAUACUCUCUGCUGUCAGAUCAUUCUCGAUUCCUCAUCGAUCUUGUGAGCCGCUGAUGAUUCGAAUCGGUAUGCAUACGGGUCCAUGUGUAGCUGGUGUAGUUGGAAAAACAAUGCCAAGAUAUACUUUGUUUGGUGAUACAGUCAAUACAGCAUCAAGAAUGGAAAGUAAUGGAGAAGCAUUGAGAAUUCAUUGCUCGUCCUCAACUCAGAAGGUUUUAACAUCCAUUGAUCAAGGAUUCUUGUUAGAAGAAAGAGGCUCAUUGGCUAUUAAGGGAAAAGGACAAAUGACAACAUACUGGUUGAAUGGAAGAGCUGGUUACGAGUUCACGGAAACGAUCGAAGAUAAGAUGGUUGUACCUGACAUUUUCCCACGUCCAAAUCUCAAGAAUCGAGGAUCCAGUUGGGGAGUCAAUCGCGAGUCUUCUUUGUCGCUUGCAACUGAAAAAAGUAGUCAGAUAAUGAAACGGCAAUCAGCUGCAAUGAAUCGAAAUAAUCAAGAUGUUAUCUACUAUAACCAACCAUUAAAUAGUGGUGGAUUCACUUCUCGCGGAACAUCAAAUCGCGAAAUGCCAAAACUUUACGAAGAAGAUCGCGAAAGUUUACUCAACCAGUCUGCAUCAUUGCUAGGAUCACGAACUUCGGGCAGAAAAAAAAGUACUGCGUCAAAAUACAAUGGUUUUAGUGCGUCUCGAAUGUUUUCAUCUACAAUAUCGAAUGCGUCUUCGUCACGUCCAUCUCGACCUUCUACAUUUGAUCAUGACACCUUGGCACUUCGGAAACGAUCCACAUCACUUCCUGAUGGUGAAAAAUUGAAUCUGGAAUUUAUUGAGACAACAAAUCUUGCAAAUAACUCGGUUCCGGCAAUUCCGAACAAUAUCAGUAGUUUGGAGCCAGUUUUUAGAAAAGCAAGUAUCAUUGAUGGAUACAGUUCCCAAUCGGAAUCACCAUCUCAAAGCCAAUAUCCAUCAUAUCGAGAUUUAACGACAGGACCUCAUCAAAGAAAACGGGGAAUAGCCACCGUUUUUCCGGUACGAAAACGUUCAUUGUCGUGUGGAGAUGCGGUUCCUUUGAAAAUAAAUGAGAACGGAGCAUCAGGAUCAAUAACGACGGCUGUGUCACCAAGAUCUUCGUGUAGAGCAUUGGAUCCCACUAUGAAACUUGCCGCUCGUGCUUCAAGUCCUGAUGAGAUUAUUUUCCAGGAAGACGACGAAGAUGCACUCAUUGAUAACGACUCCUUAUUAACAUCAAAUGGAAAUUCAAAAAGUGAAGAUGUUCUGAGAACAUGUCCCCAACCUAGAAGAAAAAACAAGCACUCAUUCCUCCGAGACCCAUCUCCUCUAGCAAAACGAUUCCGAGACGCGUCGCCAUUUGGAAAGAAAAAACCAUUUUGGAAUUCGAACAAAAGCAACGAACACACGUCUUCGCCAGCAGACUCAAUUUCACGACUUUUCCGACGAUUCCGUGGUGGAAGUGUCAAUGAGUACGCUGAUUUGAAUCAUUAUUGCGACGAUGAGGAUGAGAGUGGUAGAGCAAAUGGUUAUGAGAUGCAGGAGAUGGGGAAAAUGACUGGAAGGCAAAGAGAGCAAAGAAAUGGAUCGAGAACUAACCGUUCGGUCUCGUGCUCUCCGGAUGAAUGUGGAACUCUAACAGACAGUUCGGAUCCUCAUCUCACAAUUCCAUCAUCAUCAAUCGGCGAUUCAUCAGCUUCUACGUCCCUUUCAUGUUCAUAAAAAUUGUUUGUUUUAUAUAUUGUAUCAUCUUUGUUUUUUUCUUGUAUUUUCCCUCUUCUUUUAUUAUAGAAAAAUACGAUCGCUCAAAUUUCUCAUAAUUUAUUUUUGAUCUACCUGUUGAACUUGACUCCGCCCCCAAUCUUGUUGCCGUUGUUAUUUUGUUGUGGCUGUCUGGUCGAAAGAGUCAAGUUCAACAGGUAGAUCAAAAAUAAAUUAUGAGAAAUUUGUGCGAUCGUAUUUUUUCGAUAAUAUCGUUUCAUUUUUUUUUCGUCAUUUCCCAUCUUACCAACGGGUUAAAGUUUUCCGCGUUUUUAAUUAUUAUCCGAAAAUCUGGAAAACUUAACGCUUGAAUACUUAUGGUUACGGUAUGUAGAAUUAUAUUAGUUUCUUAGAAUUAUUACGGGUUAUUCAUGUGAGAAACCGUUAUUACAAGCAGAAAAAUACCAACAAAUGGCCCACAUCAUCAGAUUCAUCCACAUCAUUUCAUGUAUAAUAUAUUACAUUUGUUCUUUAAUAAAUGUUGUAAACUUUGAA